Molecule: messenger RNA, 2601 nt
Organism: Pocillopora meandrina
Lineage: Eukaryota; Metazoa; Cnidaria; Anthozoa; Scleractinia; Pocilloporidae
Source: the annotation of a GenBank genome assembly
GACCUAGCGGGCAAAUCUAGAGCGCGCACUUUCCAAUUUUUUCCCUUAAACAUGCCAGACGGUGAAAAGCCCGUGAUACCUCCUGCUCCUGCAAUACACAUAGAGCGAACGUUAGCGUUAUUUAAGCCAGACGCAGUUCACAAGAGCGAUGAAAUCGAAGAAAUUAUACUUCAACAUGGUUUCACCAUUUUGCAGGUACUAAUGAAUCAACCGUGUUUUCUAUUUUCUUGUUAAUUGUGAUAGGCCAACAAUUAUGAGUAACUGUGACUUUGUGAGCUUGAUACUCUUCGAACCCGAAGGAAUGUGUGAGGAUGCUUCCCUACAUUAGUUAAAUUAUGAUUACCUCUGAGCAGAACUGUAUCUAGUCAAAUACCCUAUCUAAUUUUUUUUGGAUACCAAACAGAAAAGAAGAGUGCAUAUGACACCAGAACAGACAAGUGAUUUCUACGCCGAACACUAUGGUAAAAUGUUCUUCCCAAGCCUUGUGGCUUACAUGAGCAGUGGGCCAAUUUUUGCUCUUGUCUUAGCAAGGAAAUCAGCAAUUACUUACUGGAGACAGCUGAUUGGACCAACAAACACGCAAAAAGCAAGAGAUCAGGCACCAGAAAGGUGACAGACUUUUCAAUUUCCCUUGUACUUCCAGGGUUUCAAUCCUAGUGCAUGGAUGCUAUUUUUUGGCACUGAUUGGUUUUUAAAUGGUCAGAGAACAUCCCUUAGAAUCCAAGGACCUAAACAUUACAUGUAAAUAUGCAGCUUCCAAGCAAUAAUAGCAAAUGACCCACCCAUUAAUUUUGUGCAACUCUACUGGCUACUUAUUGUCACAUGGUACAAAAUCACCAAGUAGUAUCACACAAUUACCCCUAUAUACAUCAAUAUUUGUCCUCUGAUUAUGUUGAAAAUAAAAAAAGCUAGUGGAAAGAAGCAAACUCAAGGGUUUUACUUUUUCAUUUUUUUUUACUUUACAUGUAGGAAAAAUAAACUCAUUUUGUAGAGCUUAGUGGUAGUGAAAUAAAUAAGCUGAUCUCAAAUAUAGUUCUGAAAAGAAAAUAAUGCAACAAAAGUUGCUGUCAAUAUGUGAUAUUAAAAUAAAUGGUAAGGAUAUUAAAAAAAGAAAAAACCCUUCUGGCUUGCUGGUAAUUUUCAGCUGAUUAUGUCCUUGGCUGACAGAUUGUCCUCAAAUUUCAAAUUUUCCCUGGAAGCUUCACUUUUUGGCCAAAUAUCCAUUUUUAGGACAAUCUCUUAGCUGUUGACAUUAUCAGCCAACAUACCAGCCAAUUGAAGGGCUUUUUUACGAAAUGGUUUUCUCAUUUUGGUAAGCACUUAAAUGUUGUUAUUCUUAUGUUUUUGAGAGAAUGUUUGGACUCAAGCCCCAAGAACAAUAGGGAGGCUGUUUAAUUUUUGGUAUGGUCAACCAUAUGCAAAUUUCUCUGGCCUCUCCAUUGUUUUGAACAAACUCAUCAAUUGAAACUUCCCAUUUAUUUAUUUAGUCCCAAUGUGUGAACAAAGAAACCAACAGUUGUACACAAUCAGCCCCAGAGGUACUUACAUAUGAUAGGCUUAUGGGGAUGUGCUGCUGGAUGGGUUGAUUUUUCACAACUAGAUUGACAAUAGUGGGGUUACUAGAGUAAGGCUGCAAAUUUUCGGGAUAGUUUGAGUAAUAAAUUUCUGGUAAGGAAGGAUUGAAAAAUGGUAAGAUUUGCAUUUUAAAGGUUGUUACCUUUGGGAUUAUGAAAAUUACUUGUAGAAUAUUUAACAUAGUAGUGACAUUUGAGUUCAAGCCUUUUGGUACUGGACAUGAAUUUAAAAGGAAACUCUUUUUGAAUUUAUUCAUACAGACUUUCAAGACAAAUUUUCAUAUAAUAAGGACAUUAUUUUUAUCUCUAGUUUGAGAGCAGUCUAUGGUACAGACAGCACCAAAAAUGCUCUUCAUGGAAGUGACAGCUACUCAAGUGCAGAAAGAGAAAUACAUUUUUUCUUUCCUGAUAGUAAGUGAAUAGAAAUUUAGUCUUAAAAAACCUAACACUAUAAACUCCUUUAAAAUCACUCUUUUUUCUCCUUCUUAAAUCACCCUUGGUUACUGUGUUGAAUCAAUUUCCUGGUUGUUAAACAUCAUAGGUGUUGUGGAACCAGUUUCAACUGGGCAAGCAGCCAAAGACUACCUCACAAGAACAGUAACUCCAACUUUACUCAAAGGACUCACAGAAUUAUGCAAGAUGAAGCCUGCUGAACCAAUAGUAAGCUUUUACAUUUGUGUUUGGUCCAACAAAGUCUUGCAGAAAGGCUGAAGCUACUGUCAAAGAGAGGAAAGGUAUUAGGGAGAGAUACUCCCAACAUGCAAGUUCUUGGUGUGGUUUGGAUGUAAAUGUCCACUUUUUUUGCCUUUCACUCUCAAAUCAGGGAUUCAUAGCCUUCCAUUUUACAUUCUGUCAGUUGCUGGUAUUAUACAGCUGUUUGGCUUUGUGACUUGGAAAACAGUUUAAAUAACUUGACGCUUGCCUUGUUUAUUGAUAGAUUUGGUUGGCAGAUUGGUUAGUGGUGAACAAUCCAAACAAACCAAGAGUUCAAGAAGAAGGUUAUACUGUUGAAGAACCAGAUGACUAA